This is a messenger RNA of Salvia splendens (bonfire salvia), 1341 nucleotides long. RefSeq lists its product as uncharacterized. The coding region runs from base 585 to 1139 and encodes 184 amino acids. The record is from RefSeq and is a predicted model, not a curated record. The transcript has 2 exons. Lineage: Eukaryota; Viridiplantae; Streptophyta; Magnoliopsida; Lamiales; Lamiaceae.
GCGCUCCUAAAAGAACAUAAAAUCAAAGCAAAUUUUUAACCUGAAGUGCACUUUCCCGUUGCUUGGUGUCGGGAUCAGCAUCCCUAUAAUGGAAGGAAGAAACAUUGGACGGUCUAGCGGACCAAAGGGUGACAGGACACGUAGGAGUUGGUCAGAUAAGGAGGAAGAAACUCUUAUCAUGUCCACGAAAGAACUUGUUGCUAAUGGAUUGAAAUCGGAUAACGGUUUUCGUAAUGGAUACAUGAAAAGGAUCGAAGAAGACUUGCGCCGGCAAAACCCGAAAACUGAUCUGAAAAUCCAUCCGCACAUUUGGUCAAAGAUAACAACAUGGAAAAAGAACUAUGGCUUGAUCUGUAACAUACUCAAUCGCAGCGGAGUCGGCUUCAAUGACAAUGGUGAUUACAAAAUAGAGUGUGACGAGGAACAAUGGGCAUAGAUUAUCAAGGUAGUUGUUCUCUUUUUUACAUAAGGUCUAUUGUGUAUAACUGCCAAUGAUUUUUGUCUCAAUUAUGUGUAGUCGGAUAAGGAUGCAAAGUACAUGAGAGGUAAGUCUUGGCCCUACUUCGAAGCAUGGAAAAUUAUAUAUGGCAAGGACCGAGCUAUUGGCGGAAGUGCAAAGGACGCAGCUGAAUCUACUCAGCGUGUUUCAUGCCACCCAGGAGAACACGUACGUGGACACAAAUAACGACUAUUACCCUGACAUGGAUGACAUUUAUGUUGGAGAAUCAGUUGGAGAAGGGGAACAUCCGGUUCCUGUGGUUGAUAGUGCGAGUCUUGUGGUUGAUAGUGCGUGUGACACUGACAUGAACAGUCCCACAUUGAAGAAAGCAAAUAAGAAACGCAAGGCUGGAGAAGCAUUGGAUGGGGUACUUGAGAUGAUGAAACGCAUUAACAAUGACACAAACGAGCGACUACACACCUUGUCCACUAGGAUUGGCUAUGAGUUCAACUUGACCACUAAAAGGGAGGAGGUGCUUCAACUUCUUGGUGUGGUCCAGGGGCUGACCAAGAGACAAAAGUUCACAGCUGCAAAGAUACUUGCAAAGGAAACUGAGAGGCUCGACCUAUUCCCGGGGAUGGAUCAGGCUGAUAGGCCAGAUUUCGUCAUGUUCCUCCUUGAAGAGAACAACAUCGGUUAGAUGGUUGGUCUUCAGUGCAAGAUCUGACCUUUUUGCAACGAUGGUUGUUGAUAUCUUUUGUGCUUAGCCUUAUGCUAAAAUGCAAAACUCUUAAAUGUGUUCACCCUCUACUGUGUGAUAUAUGCUAUAGGUGAACCAUCUAUUUUGUAUAAAAACCAUUAUGGAUAUUGUCUAUGAAAUAUGCUACUUAUCAGGUAACUAA